AUUAUAUCUACGCGCGUUUCGGAAAACGACGGUUAACUUUCUAAUGUAUAUAUACUGCUAUGAGUACUAUCCUUUACAUUCUGUACGCCUCUACUCUAUUACCGUACUCUUGUCUAAGCAUUACUCUUAGAAUAUACCCCUUCAACACACAACAUACGAGAUUCAUAUGGCGUCAGGAGACCGACCCCAGCUGGUCAAUUUUGGUGGAGGACAAUGCUUCAUCCAAGGCUGCACCUGCCAGGCUCAUAUAGGUGAAAGUGGGAAGGCUUGUGAAAACUGUGACCAUAAGUAUAAAGAUCA
Molecule: messenger RNA, 300 nt
Organism: Eremomyces bilateralis CBS 781.70
Lineage: Eukaryota; Fungi; Ascomycota; Dothideomycetes; Eremomycetales; Eremomycetaceae
Exons: 2
Coding region: 60-251 (63 amino acids)
Source: RefSeq, a predicted model, not a curated record